Molecule: messenger RNA, 1520 nt
Organism: Asparagus officinalis (garden asparagus)
Lineage: Eukaryota; Viridiplantae; Streptophyta; Magnoliopsida; Asparagales; Asparagaceae
Exons: 3
Coding region: 975-1370 (131 amino acids)
Biological process (GO): proteolysis
Molecular function (GO): cysteine-type peptidase activity
Source: RefSeq, a predicted model, not a curated record
CAUUAUUACUUGUAUCUUUAAACCCAGUUCUUUUUUUAUAUUUAUCUUUAAACCCAAUUUCUAAAAUACAGUAGGUAAAAGACUAGUAUUUAUACAGAAUCAUGGAAAAAAACCCAAAAUACCCUUUCAUUAGCCCCAUAUAAACCAGUACUCUCUCUCUCUCUCUCUCUCUCUCUCUCUCUCUCUCUCUCUCUCUCUCUCUCUCUCUCUCUUCAUCUUCCCCUUUUCAACUCAGCCCCAAAUUAAAAAACAAAAAUCCCAUUCAUUCGAAAAUCAAAAGCCCCAAUUUCCAUCGCUCGCUGUCAUCGCUGUCGCUCGCCGCCUCGCUCUCGCCCGCCGCCCUUCGCCCACUGUAGCAUUCACCGUUGCCCUAGACCUCGACAUCGCCCAUUGCCGUCGUCCUCGACCUCGACUGGGAACUUGGAUUUUUCUCUUGUAUUUUGGACUCCAUCGCCGUCGCCCUUCGCCUGCCGUCGUCCAAGUAGCUGUUGUCGUCGACCUCGCCGUCGCCCGUUACACUGUAAGACUCAUAAUAUAGUAUCAUAUAAUUCUUCAAUCACGAGGAAUGCCAAGCUUAACUCGACAUACACUUCUGCUUCAAAAAAACUCGACAUACACUUUUUCAUGAUCUCUCACUGUAUGCUCAAGUGAUAUCGAGCAUCCUUGGCGCUCACCGCGCUUUGAUAUCUACAUAUGCAUUAGAGACGUUGAUUUUGUAUAUGUUCCAUCUCUUUAACAUGGCCCUUUGAUGGUCCUUUUUUGUAGGUUCUAUAUAGGUUUUUAGACUAUUAUAGCAAGUUUGAUUGAGAUAUGUAUUGCAUUAGUUUGUGUGGUCCUAUCUUAAUAUCAUCUCUACCAGAACUUCUGGGUAAGUUAUUUGAUAUAACUAUACUCGAAAUACGAUUGGAAAUUCGUUGUAAAUUUUUUCUUGAUCUUACUGUAUGCUCAAGUGAUAACGAGCAUUAGUAAUUUUGAUGUCAUGCCGGCUUAGUAAUUUUGUGUUUAGAUGCAAAUACACUUGGCAUAUGUUGGCAUUAUCUGUAAAGGAUCGAAAGUUUUAUCAUUACUCUUCUCUCCGCGGAUACAUGACUGAUGCUGUUGAUUUUAGAGUGAAGCUUAUUUCUACCAUUCCCAAUGAUUGGAAUUUGGAUAUUAUAUCUUGUCGUGAGAUAGAAAGUGUCGAUGUACCUCAACAACUCGGUAGCUUGGACUGCAAGGUGUUCUUGAUGUCAUACAUGUUCAGUCUCAUUUCCGGUCAACCAAUUUCAGUUGACCAAAAGGAUUGUGCAAGACAUAGAGUUCGUAUCGUUGCUAUAUUUCUAUCUGAAGAAUAUAAACGUGAUCCUCAAGCUAAUUUCCCCGGAUGCUAGUUGUCAACUGAGAUAUGCAAAUUUUUUGUGGUAUAUAAAUAUAUGUUUCGAGUAUGUAAGUAGAUAAUCUGAAAGUCUUUUGAGUGUUAUUUUGUGUGUAUAAAUAUAUGUUUGGAGCUUGAUUUGUAAAGUAUUGUUCUUAGUUUUUUA